CGCUCGCGGUGGCGGCACGAGCAGCGCUCACCGACCAUAGCGCGGCGCUGCCUGCAUAAUACUUUGAUUGUGAGCAGCCAGGGAGGCACACGUCGAGCACUGCCGACACUCAAUGAAGAAGCACCUUCUCCGGAGAGUAGCCGCUGCUGAGCCUUAACAUUACCCGCACUUUGACCUUCCGUAGCACCGAUUCACUGAGCGCAGGAGAGAACCAGGGCUCCUUCACUGAGUACCACAGCCUUACGGGAGUGAACUAGUACGCCCAGCCAGCACCGAACGGCAGGAAAGCACGAUUAUUUGUCAGUUUCACGGACUGGAAAUAAACAUGGCGAGCGAUUCUCCUGCUCGCAGCCUAGAUGAAAUAGACCUUUCGGCACUGAGGGAUCCGGCCGGGAUUUUUGAACUGGUAGAACUGGUUGGCAAUGGAACAUAUGGACAAGUAUAUAAGGGUCGCCAUGUCAAGACCGGACAGCUUGCAGCUAUUAAAGUCAUGGAUGUUACUGGGGAUGAAGAAGAAGAAAUUAAGCAAGAGAUAAACAUGCUGAAGAAAUACUCACAUCAUAGAAACAUAGCCACAUACUAUGGUGCUUUCAUUAAAAAGAAUCCUCCUGGAACAGAUGACCAACUCUGGUUGGUCAUGGAGUUUUGUGGGGCUGGUUCAGUGACAGACCUGAUUAAAAACACCAAAGGAAACAGUCUAAAGGAGGACUGGAUUGCAUACAUCUCAAGAGAGAUUUUAAGGGGGUUGAGUCAUCUUCAUCAGCAUAAAGUGAUUCACAGAGACAUUAAAGGGCAAAAUGUCUUACUGACAGAAAAUGCAGAAGUUAAAUUAGUUGACUUUGGAGUUAGUGCUCAGCUGGACCGAACUGUGGGCAGAAGAAAUACAUUUAUUGGAACUCCAUAUUGGAUGGCUCCUGAGGUCAUCGCAUGUGAUGAAAACCCUGAUGCAACAUAUGACUUUAAGAGCGACUUAUGGUCUUUAGGAAUCACAGCCAUAGAAAUGGCAGAAGGAGCACCCCCACUCUGUGACAUGCAUCCUAUGAGAGCCCUUUUCCUUAUUCCUAGGAAUCCUGCCCCCAAGUUGAAAUCUAAGAAGUGGUCAAAAAAGUUCCAGACCUUCAUUGACAGCUGCCUGGUGAAAAAUCAUAAUCAGAGGCCUACAACAGAGCAACUGAUGAAACACCCUUUCAUUCGGGAUCAGACUAAUGAGAGACAAGUUCGCAUCCAGCUCAAGGAUCAUAUAGAUCGAACAAAGAAAAAACGAGGGGAAAAAGAUGAAACUGAGUAUGAAUACAGUGGAAGUGAAGAAGAAGAGGAGGAGAAUGACAUAGGAGAACCUAGCUCUAUUGUAAACUUACCUGGGGAAUCAACACUGAGAAGAGACUUUUUGAGACUUCAGCUGGUGAGGGAGCAGCGUCCAGAGGCAAUUCGGAGACAGCAGCUUGAACAGCAGCAGCGAGAGAAUGAAGAACACAAAAGACAGCUGCUGGCUGAGCGCCAGAAACGAAUCGAAGAACAGAAAGAACAGAGGCGGAGACUAGAAGAGCAACAAAGAAGAGAAAGGGAGUUAAGGAAACAGCAAGAGAGAGAACAGCGAAGGCGUUUUGAAGAACUUGAGGCAAUUCGGAGGGAAGAAGAACGGCGACAGGCAGAGCGUGAGCAGGAAUAUAUCAGACGUCAGUUAGAGGAAGAGCAGAGACAAUUAGAAAUCCUGCAGCAACAACUACUGCAGGAACAAGCUUUACUUCUGGAAUAUAAGCGUAAACAGCUGGAAGAGCAGAGACAAGCUGAAAUGCUGCAGAGAAAAUUGCAGCAGGAACGGGCGUUCAUCGCCUCUCUGCAACAGCAGCAGCAACAGGAACAGCGGCAGGGAGAGAAGAAACAGCAGCUGUACCACUACAAAGACAGCAUCAACCCGAAUAAUGAGAAGCCAGCGUGGGCCAAAGAGGUUGAGCAACGAUCACUGGGCAACUCACCUGUUCUUCCAGCUAAGACUCAUCACUCAGCAGUAAAGCAUUCAAAAUGGGCACACUUAGAGCAAGGGUCUGCAUUUUCCCAUCUUGCAAAAAAUGCAAACAGUGGCAACACUCAGAAUACCAUGGUAACUUCUGCAGUAGCAGUGGUACCAGUAAUUGUAAUUGAUGGCUCUGGUCUGCCAAAAGAAAACACUUAUGAAAAGCCUGGAUACCCUUCAGUUGAACAAUUCAAGCCAAUUCUGGAUGUGAAAAGUGCAUCAAGGAGUUUAGAAGACCUGAGAUUACAAGUAGAGGAGCGUGCAAAACUGAACCGUCAGAGUUCACCAGCAAUGCCUCACAAGGCACCAAACCGGAUAUCUGAUUCGAGUCUGCCUCCACGCUCAGAGUCAUUUAGCAGCAGCGUGGUGCAGUCUGCUCGCACACCACCAAUGCAUCGACCAGUAGAGCCACAGGGAGCACCAACUCAGGUUCAGAUGGCACAUCUUGUACCCUUAAAACCCCACGGCACUUCAAUGUCAGGUUCACAAUCAUUGCAUGAACAGUCUGCAAAAGGAAUGUCUGGUUUCCAGGAAGGUUUGGUUUCACAUCGUCCUGAGAUGCCACGGCAAAAUUCUGAUCCAACUUCAGAAACUCCUCCUCUUCCACCUCGGAUUGGGAGCAGAGAGGAGAAAUUUGAUAGGAGUUCCUGGUUAAGACAGGAGGAAGACGUACCUCCUAAGGUGCCACAAAGAACAACAUCUAUAUCUCCUGCUCUAGGCAGGAAGACCUCCCCUGGAAACGGCAGCGCACUGACUAACAGAGCUGGAACUCAACCCUUCAGAGCGAGUAAUCCUGACCUAAGAAAACUUGAGCCCUUCUUGGAGGCACCUUUGCAGAGAACCAGCAGUGGCAGUUCAUCUAGUUCUAGCACCCCAAGCUCGCAGCCCAGUUCCCAGGGAGGAUCACAGCCUGGAUCCCAAGCUGGGUCUAGUGAGAGGAACCGAGGCAGAGGAACAACUAAGCCUGAAGAAUCUCCAGUGCCAGUUCAUGACCCCACGCGGUUAAAGCAAGAAGAGACAAGAGAGCUGUCACGACCUAGUCGCCCUGCUAGCUAUAAGAAAGCUGUCGAUGAGGAUUUGACAGUACUUGCCAAAGAAUUACGGGAACUGCGCAUUGAAGAAUCAAAUCGACCACCUAUUAAAGUGACAGACUACUCCUCAUCAAGUGAGGAAUCAGAAAGCAGUGAAGAAGAUGAGGAUGAAGAUGGUGAAGGAGAGGGCCAUGAUGGAACUGUACCAGUUAGUGACAUUCCAAGGCUAAUACCAACUGCUGUAACAGGAAGUAAUGAGUCAUUUGGCUUGGGCACAGGUCUUACAGAAGGAUCACAGCCUUCAGAAAGUGCUGGCAACAGCUCUAGAGAAGGCACACUAAUGACAACUGCUGAUCAAAAACGCUCAGGUCAUACAGACAGCAAUGGGUUUUCAAGCCACAUUAAUCUACCUGAUCUGGUGCAGCAGAGCCAGUCGCCUGCUGGUACACCAACAGAGGCAUUGACACGAACCUCAACUCUGCAAGUACAAGAUACAGAAUCUGCGGCUGAUUUUGGUGUUAUGGGCAGCGGUACAAAAACAUCAUUUACUCCUUUUAUGGACACUAGAGUUUACCAGACUUCUCCUACUGAUGAUGAAGAUUUAUCAGCAACAGCAUUAUUUACAAAUGAACUUCUAAGACAAGAACAGGCAAAGCUAAAUGAGGCAAGGAAAAUCUCAGUUGUAAAUGUGAAUCCUACAAACAUACGUCCUCAUAGUGACACUCCUGAAAUCCGAAAGUACAAAAAGCGUUUCAACUCUGAGAUCCUCUGUGCUGCUCUGUGGGGAGUUAACCUACUUGUGGGGACAGAAAAUGGACUGAUGCUUCUUGACAGAAGUGGUCAGGGGAAAGUGUACAACCUGAUUAACAGACGUCGCUUUCAGCAGAUGGAUGUUCUGGAAGGGCUAAACGUUCUUGUUACGAUAUCAGGGAAGAAGAACAAGUUGCGUGUGUACUACUUGUCCUGGCUAAGGAACAGGAUUUUACACAAUGACCCGGAAGUAGAAAAGAAGCAAGGAUGGAUUACUGUAGGGGAACUGGAAGGCUGUGUACAUUACAAAGUUGUGAAAUAUGAAAGAAUCAAGUUCUUGGUGAUUGCCUUAAAGAAUUCAGUGGAAAUCUAUGCCUGGGCUCCCAAACCUUAUCAUAAAUUUAUGGCAUUUAAGUCUUUUUCAGAUCUGCAGCACAAGCCCCAGCUUGUUGACUUGACAGUUGAAGAAGGUCAAAGGUUAAAAGUUAUUUAUGGGUCAAGUACAGGCUUUCAUGCUGUAGAUGUUGACUCAGGAAAUCCAUAUGACAUUUACCUUCCAUCCCACAUCCAGGGCAGUGUCACUCCACAUGCCAUAGUCAUCUUGCCUAAAACUGAUGGAAUGGAGAUGCUGUUGUGUUACGAAGAUGAAGGAGUCUACGUGAACACUUACGGCAGAAUCACAAAAGAUGUCGUGCUUCAGUGGGGAGAGAUGCCAACAUCAGUGGCAUAUAUUCAUUCUAAUCAGAUAAUGGGUUGGGGAGAAAAGGCUAUUGAAAUCCGUUCUGUGGAAACUGGACAUUUGGAUGGAGUUUUUAUGCAUAAGAGAGCCCAGAGGCUAAAAUUUUUGUGUGAAAGAAAUGAUAAGGUUUUCUUUGCCUCAGUAAGGUCUGGUGGAAGCAGUCAGGUGUUCUUCAUGACCCUCAACAGAAACUCCAUGAUGAACUGGUAACCGUUUGUCACCUUUAUUUACCUCCACAACAUUCAAGUGUUCAGUGUAUUAAAAACCCUAAAACGAUGGAUUAACAAAGUCAGAAGAUCGAUGUGAUCCAAAACAUCCUUGCUCCAUGAAAAAUCCCAGGCUUUCUUUGCUCGACAAAUAUCAGUAAAGAGCUAAACUGGAGAAGAGCUGGAGAUUAGAGGAUUUAUGAACCUCCAAUGCAACAAUGUGGGCAAGGGAAGAAGAAAAAACGAGCAAACAUAAUCUGUAACAUUCACAGCGACCAGUCAGAGGUCUGGUGACUGUAAUAUUGUUACAAUGGCAUGUGGUUUCUCUGUGGUUUCUUUGUAAAGUAAGGAAAGCAGAUCUGUUUGUUCUUUGAAAGGCAGAAGAAACAUUUUCUAAAGUAUUCCUGUCUGCCAAUGUGAUGUAGAAGGAAAUGCAGAAUAUAAAUGGCAUACAUUAUUUAAUUAAGAUCAGAACAUCUCAUAAGCUGAGACAGCACAAUAAAUGUAGCUUUUUAAAUUUUGGCUGAAGGCUGUACUGUAUAGCUGGUUCAUGUUCAAAUCUUCUGCCUUCACCCACCUGUUUGUUGCUGUUUGAAGGCAACAUAACAAAGUAUUUUUAAGUUAAUAGAGUUACAAUUUUCCCCUCUUUUGGGAAAUGGAUUUUUAAAUGGCUAAACUGCUAGCCUUAGUAGUUAGACUAAUAAAAUCGAAAUGUCACUUUGUCAGUUUAUUAAUCCAUAUUUUAUAUGGACUUUUUUCAUAAUUGUAUGCUGACAGGGAUAGUAGUACUGUUAGUUUAGUAAGUCCAACAAAACAUGGGAGGCGUUAUCAUAUCUUUCUACCACUCUGUUAUGCAACAGGUUGGGGCAAAACCAGGCAGGGAAAGGAAAGAAAUAUGUUAAGAGAAAGAAGUUUAUUUUGUCAGGUUAAUUAGAGUGGCUUUGCACAUCAGUUAUUAUCAUCUAAUUAUAAAUGAUUUUGAGUGGUUAGUAUUUCACUUUAUUUAGCAUUUUACUAAUUAUGAAAUAUUCAUGAUUUAAAGGGAUUGUUCAAAUGUGGUUUCUUGACUGUGUAUUAUUCCAUCUGUUGGUAGAACAUCAGUUUCUGUAUUUUCUUACUUAGCUGAAACAUAAACAUCUGAAUAACAGAUAGUUUGAUUAAGGGAAAGCACUAGAGAGUUGUGUGUGGAACAUCAACACCAUUACAGUGUCUGUAAAGUACUCAGUUUUGUGUUAUACCUCAUAAAAUGAUACCAGCUGUAAUCCUUCCUGAGUUGUUAAACACUCCAUAAUGAGCCAUGUUUUUUUUUUCUUUUUACAGUGCCAUAGGUUUUGCUGAUACAAGUCAGCCAUGUGAACAGAGGAUAUCGCAGUAUACAUUGUUCAUUAAUUCAACAAAAGCACAAUGCUAGUACAUUUAGUUUACAAACAACAAGGAUAUGGGAGUAUUUGGCAGAAAUGUUUGCUUGCAAAAAUGUUCAAAUUUCAGACUUUCAGUGUCAUUGUGCAGGGUCAGAAACGUUUUGUCUCUACCCAAUAUUCAAUGAAUUGUAGAGCCUUUUUCACCAGUAGGAAAUAUAAGAGAAAGACGGUACGCUUAGAUUAAAUAUAUUAUUUUAUGUCCUUUAUUAAUCCAAGCAACUGAAUGCAUUCAAAAGUCAUUUACUGUUGCUGUUCAUUUCUUAUAAAAGUUUGUGCUGGAGAAAUGCACUAAGGUCUGCAAAUUUUUUCUCGGUGCCUUGUUUUGUUAACCUUUACCACCUACCUACCUUUUGUAUUUAAUUUGUUUCCUUACCUGCCCAAAAUCAUUUUAUUUCCCAUGUCAGUUUUUACCAGUCCAAAAAUGUACUUCUGGUUAUCCUUUGAUUCACUUGAAGUCUUUAAUGUUUUCCUUAAUUUCUGUCGGUUAGAUUACCUUUAUGUGUAAGAUUGCCAACCAGUCCACAAUAUUUUCAUUUUCUUGUUUUAGCUUUGCAGACCUGUUUGUAGUUUCCAGAUGUUUUAUGCUGUCACUGACAAAAAUCCAGAACUGCAGAUUAUUGGAUUCUGCAUGGAUGAGGAAAGUGUAAAUAUUUCCUUCAUAUUUGUAUUAAGGGACCAGUUGCCUUCACUGUAUUAACCAGCACUGGUGCAUUUCAGUAAGCAGAGAGCUUUGGAGUGACUCAUUCUCAAAGCAUUGUUUUUGGGGCAUUGGAAUAUGUCUCCAGAAUGGAGAACAGUGGCACAGCAUUUACAUGACUGUAAUUUAAAGCAUGAAUGUGGAACAGGUAGUCUGAUGAAUAUUGCCAUAGGAGACAAAGUUUGUUUACAUGGACGUGCAUAGAAUGGUGUGUCAGAAGAGUUGGCUACUUUUUAUAAAUUUGUGUAAAAUAAAAAUGUAUAUGUGUUUAGUUGCAUUUGAAAUAGAUUAAUAUGGACUCUACAAAUAUAAAAUUUGCAAUGUCUCAGAGGAAAGUUAUUUUUCAACCAGCUGCAUACAGCUGCCUGUAUAUUUAGAUGUCUGCUGACUCUUUACGUGUUGUGCUUCCUGAUUUUUGUUUUGUUUUCUUUGUUUAACCUACCUCGUUUUGUUGAAAUUAGUUACUCAGUACAGCAGUGUUACAUCUCUAGUUGCAAUGUAGAAAGUAUGUCAGUUCACAGUUUGACAUUUACGCUAGUCAGUAGUGGUCUUUGUUCUGAAAUGGCAACAGCUAUUAUCUUUAGGAACAGAUAUCAGUAUAGUUUUCUUAAACCGCUGACCUCACAAAGUUAAGGAUCUUAUUCGGAUCUGUUCAUAUGAUCAUAAUAUCAACUGAAAAUCUGUAUUUAGGUCUGCACUGCACUGUACUUCUGACUGGUGCUGUUUACUAUUCAGAUGUUGCUGUGAUUCAUAUCAAAUCUUCUGCAGAAACCAUUUGGAUGCAUUCCUCAGUAUCACAUCAUGCUGAGUUAUACAUGACCUGGUCUCAUUUAGUGCCAGUAAAACAUUUCAAAGCAUAGCAUAACAUUUACCUUGCACAUGUAAUUGUGUAGGCUCUUUAUGUGAUUUCUGUGAUUCUGGGUGAUAUUAGGCUUGUACACAAAUGUUGCACACUAGCCAAUAUCUUUUUAUGAUAGUUUUGAAAAAAAAAAACAUUUAUAUGAAAGCUGUUUUUUGUGUGCCUACCAGAACAUUCAUAAAAAAGUGCCACUGCAUUUAAAGCUGGAGUCAUCUGUGAACAAAUGGCAUAUUCUAAUGAACAAAAUAUUAGUUAUUUCUUGUUUUUACUUAAGUUCAAGUAAAGGGGUUGUUGCAGUUCACACUCUGUACUGUACUUGUUGCAAAGAAGAAUAAUGCUGGUAUCAGCUAUAAAGUACAAAUAAAAUGCGAAGCCAUACAUUUUGAAAUGAAA
Messenger RNA from Protopterus annectens (West African lungfish), 8110 nucleotides. RefSeq names its product TRAF2 and NCK interacting kinase (gene TNIK). Gene Ontology annotation, biological process: protein phosphorylation. Gene Ontology annotation, molecular function: protein kinase activity; ATP binding. The transcript is spliced from 34 exons. Lineage: Eukaryota; Metazoa; Chordata; Ceratodontiformes; Protopteridae. Bases 326 to 4744 code for a protein of 1472 amino acids. The record is from RefSeq and is a predicted model, not a curated record.